Lobosporangium transversale is the source of this 839-nucleotide messenger RNA. RefSeq names its product glutathione S-transferase. The record is from RefSeq and is a predicted model, not a curated record. The coding region runs from base 58 to 783 and encodes 241 amino acids. The transcript is spliced from 4 exons. Gene Ontology annotation, biological process: glutathione metabolic process. Lineage: Eukaryota; Fungi; Mortierellomycota; Mortierellomycetes; Mortierellales; Mortierellaceae. Gene Ontology annotation, molecular function: glutathione transferase activity.
CUUUACUUUUGUUCCGCAUACUCUUCCACAUCGCAACGUUGGUUUCCAGGAACAAAAAUGGUAGAUUCAACAACUUCGUCGGAUACAGCUGAUCUGGUACUGACUAAAGACAACACUCACAAUCUGAUCUACUUCCCUUUCCAUGGUCUGGCUGGUUGCAUUCGAACGACUCUGAUCCUUUCUGGAGAACCAUACAAGUUCACAGACGUGUACCUGGCUGAUUGGCGUGCCCUAAAACAAUUGACUCCAUUUGGACACGUCCCUGUUCUGAAGGAAGAAACGCGGUCUGGCAAGGUGCUUGAACUUGCAGAGAUCAGUGCCAUUGAAAGCUUUCUGGCUAAGAGAUCAGGUCUUUUAGGCAAUGACUUUUGGCAAGAAAGUCUUAUCCGGAUGUACCACAGUUCUACACAUUCUCUUUUCACCUUUCUAGUUCAUAGCAUUGUUCAAUCUCCUAACGAAGAAGAUAAACGUACAUUCCUGAAACGUUUCAAGGAAUCAAACUUACCUUCUUGGAUUCAGGCUCAUGAAAAACAUUUGAAGGCCAACGGAUCGAAUGGUCACUAUGUAGGCGACCAAUUAUCAAUUGCAGAUAUUAAGACAGCAUCUGUGAUCGAGCAUUUGAUAUAUCUGUGCGGAAAUGAUGUCCAGAUUUCCGAAGAAAAGACUCCAGCCAUCAUGGCUGUCAAGGCCAAGCUGGAGAAGGACCCUAAAUAUGCGGAAUGGCGAGCUACCGAGCAAUAUCAAACAUACACUGCAAAGAAUAUCGGAUUCUUCGGGUUCUAGUCUUUUACAUCGUACACUAAAAUUAUAGUUUGUUAUCAUUAAAAAAAAAGGAAAAA